Oryctolagus cuniculus (rabbit) is the source of this 507-nucleotide messenger RNA. NCBI's taxonomy places the organism in Eukaryota, Metazoa, Chordata, Mammalia, Lagomorpha, Leporidae. The record is from RefSeq and is a predicted model, not a curated record.
GUCUACCAGUACCUCUGCAGCCAGAGUGAGAUAUUCUCUGACAUUUACAAGAUCUGGGAGCUCACAAGUGGCCUGUGCCUGGAGGUGGGGAGGAAGAUGAUCAGUGUGACACAGGGUAACACUGACAAUCCACUCAUCCCUGGAAAUGCUUCCUCCAAAGGCCCCGGGGGCGAAGAUGCGGAAAGCACUGUAAUUGUUGAUGUUCUCAUGAACCAUCACCUGCAGGACACCAGCUUCACCCACGAGUCCUUGGAGAAGUACAUGAAAGAUUACAGGAAGUCAAUCACAUGCAAAGUGCAAGAACACAGACCAGAAAGACGGAAACCUUUCAGGACAGGGACUGCAGGACAAGUCAAACACCUCCUUGCUAAUUUCAAGAACUAUGGAUUCUAUGUUGGUGAAAACGUAAAUCCAGAUGGCAGGAUUGCUCUGCUGGACGACCGUGAGGACACUGUGGUCCCAUUGAUGAUUCUCCUUAAGAACGGGUUGAAGAUGGGAAAAUGUUAA